Menidia menidia (Atlantic silverside) is the source of this 2175-nucleotide messenger RNA. The record is from the annotation of a GenBank genome assembly. NCBI's taxonomy places the organism in Eukaryota, Metazoa, Chordata, Actinopteri, Atheriniformes, Atherinopsidae.
AUGGUGAUGAAAUCAGCAGUUGAGGACGAUGAUACUGGGUGGGGGCUUGGUAUCCCAGAGAAGAUGAAAAACAAUGCCAACUGGGUUGAUAUCACCCAAGAAUUCAAGGGUGCCUGUAAAGAGUUGAACCUUGGAGAAUUGCUUCAUGACAAACUGUUUGGCUUGUUUGAGGCCAUGUCAGCUAUAGAGAUGAUGGAUCCUAAGAUGGAUGCAGGAAUGAUUGGUAACCAAGUCAACAGAAAAGUUCUCAAUUUUGAGCAAGCUAUUAAGGAAGGUGGCAUUAAGGUGAAAGACCUCAGUCUGCCUGAACUCAUUGGAAUCAUUGACACGUGUUUCUGCUGUUUGAUAACUUGGCUGGAAGGUCACUCCUUGGCCCAGACUGUGUUCACUUGCCUUUACGUCCACAACCCCGACCUGAUUGAGGAGCCAGCUCUCAAAGCCUUUGCCCUGGGUAUGCUUAAGGUGUGCGACAUCGCCAGAGAAAAAAUCAACAAAGCAGCUGUUUUUGAAGAGGAGGAUUUUCAAGCCAUGACUUAUGGUUUCAAGAUGGCCAAUAAUGUCACAGACCUGCGGGUAACAGGAAUGCUGAAAGAUGUGGAGGAUGAGUUACAGAGGAAGGUUAAGAGCACACGCAGCCGACAGGGUGAGCAGAGAAACCCUGAAGUUGAGCUGGAACACCAGCAGUGCCUGGCACUUUUCAACAGAAUCAAGUUUACACGCCUUCUGCUCACUGCUCUGAUUGCCUUUACCAAAAAGGAGACCAGCUCAGUAGGUGAAGCCCAGAAGCUCGUGGCUCAGGCAGCGGACCUGUUAUCACCUAUUCAUUCCAGUAUUCAACACGGCAUUCAGUCACAAAAUGACACCACCAAAGGAGACCACCCCAUCAUGAUGGGUUUUGAACCUCUAGUCAACCAGAGACUGCUGCCGCCAACCUUCCCUCGCUACGCCAAGAUCAUUAAGAGGGAAGACAUGGUGGCCUACUUCAGCAAGCUGAUAGAGCGCAUCAAGACUGUGUGCGAUGUGAUUAACACCACAAACCUGCAUGGAAUACUGGACUUCUUCUGUGAAUUCAGUGAGCAGUCGCCCUGUGUGCUCUCCAGAUCUCUUCUCCAGACAACGUUCCUGAUCGAUAAUAAGAAAGUGUUUGGCACCCAUCUGAUGCAGGACAUGAUAAAAGAUGCACUGAGAUACUUUGUCAGCCCACCAGUCCUCUCCUACAAGUGUUGCCUGUUUAACAACCAUCAGGCCAAAGACUAUAUUGACUCUUUUGUAACCCACUGCUCCAGGCCUUUCUGCAGCCUCAUCCAGAUCCACGGGCACAACCGAGCCCGACAGAGAGACAAGCUGGGACACAUCCUCGAGGAGUUCGCUACCCUGCAGGAUGAGGCUGAGAAGGUGGAUGCAGCGCUUCACAGCUUACUGAUGAAACUUGAGCCUCAGCGACAGCAUCUAGCAUGUCUUGGCACUUGGAUACUCUACCAUAACCUGAGGAUCAUGAUCCAGUAUCUGUUGAGUGGUUUUGAACUGGAGCUUUACAGCAUGCAUGAGUACUAUUACAUCUACUGGUACCUGUCAGAGUUCCUCUAUGCAUGGCUGAUGUCCACUCUAAGCAGAGCUGACUCCUCUCAGAUGGCCGAGGAGCGCAUUCUUGAAGAGCAACUGAAAGGACGCAGCAGUAAAAAGGCCAAGAAGAAAAAGAAAGUUCGUCCUCUCAGCAAAGAGAUCGCAAUGAGUCAAGCAUACCAGAACAUGUGUGCUGGUAUGUACAAGACCAUGGUAGCUUUGGAUAUGGACGGUAAGGUGCGCAAGCCUCAGUUUGAACUGGACAGUGAGCAGGUUCGCUACGAGCACCGCUUCGCCCCCUUCAACAGCGUGGUCACUCCCCCCCCUGUGCACUACAUCCAGUUCAAGGAGAUGUCAGAUCUGAAAAAGUACAAUCCUCCACCAGGCUCAGCAGACCUCUACAUGGCCGCGAGUAAACACUUUCAACAGGCCAAGCUCAUUCUAGAAAAUGUGCCCAGCCCAGAUCCAGAGGUUAACCGGAUACUUAAAGUGGCCAAACCAAACAUUGUAGUAAUGAAGCUUCUUGCUGGAGGACACAAAAAAGAAACUAAGGUUCUGCCGGAGUUCGACUUUUCGGCUCACAAGUACUUCCCUGUUGUCAAGAUUAUUUGA